Penicillium cinerascens is the source of this 1569-nucleotide messenger RNA. RefSeq names its product threonine--tRNA ligase MST1. The transcript has a single exon. Gene Ontology annotation, cellular component: cytoplasm. The coding region runs from base 1 to 1569 and encodes 522 amino acids. Gene Ontology annotation, molecular function: threonine-tRNA ligase activity; ATP binding. Gene Ontology annotation, biological process: threonyl-tRNA aminoacylation. The record is from RefSeq and is a predicted model, not a curated record. Lineage: Eukaryota; Fungi; Ascomycota; Eurotiomycetes; Eurotiales; Aspergillaceae.
AUGCGCCCGCUCACUCGGCUUCGACCGAGCCUCUACAUUCGGCCUGUCGCUAAUAGAGCCCUGAGAUUGCCGUCUGUACGACCGCGAUGGCUGUCAACUACGGAACAGCGCCAUUGCUCGUGCGCUGAUGCGGCCAACGGCAAAACCGAAGCUCCUACAAUACCCCCCAACGAUCACCGAGCUCUGGGAACGACCCAGGAGCUCUUCACCUCGUCCAUCUACACUCCUGGAUCCCCGCUCUUCCUCCCAAAUGGCACGCACAUCAUCAACAAGCUCAUCUCCUUCCUCCGCACGCAAUACUUGCAAUACGGGUUCCGCGAGGUCUUGACUCCGACCAUCUACAAACGAUCCCUGUGGGAGGUAUCGGGCCAUUGGCAGAAUUACAAGGAUGAUAUGUAUGAAGUAACAGGUCGUGGAGCGACCGGAGAGACAGAAGGCGAGGUCGGCGAGGACGAGUCGUACGGUCUAAAACCGAUGAACUGCCCGGGCCACUGCCUGCUGUUCAAGUCGCAAAACCAUUCAUACCGCGAGCUGCCGGUGCGCUACGCUGAUUUCAGUCCGUUGCACCGGAACGAAGUCUCUGGCUCGUUGACCGGUCUUACGCGCGUGCGUCGCUUCCACCAGGACGACGGCCACAUUUUCUGCCGACCGCAGCAGAUUAGGUCGGAGAUUGCGUCGGCAUUGGGGUUCGUGGAUAUGGCUAUGAAGACAUUUGGACUCGGUCCCUAUCGAUUGGUGCUUUCCACUCGACCGGAGACGGAUUUCAUUGGAAGCGUGGAGAUGUGGGACAAUGCCGAGGGACAGCUGCGCCAGGCGCUGGACAGCACCGGACGCGAGUGGGCAUUGAAUGAGGGCGAUGGCGCCUUCUACGGACCGAAGAUUGAUAUCCAGCUCCAGGACCAGGCGGGCAAGUACCAUCAACUCUCGACCAUCCAGCUUGAUAUGAACUUGCCUCAACGCUUCGGGCUUGAGUACCAGGUUGCCGAGGGCGAGGAGGAUUACAACCCAGCUACCCCCGGAGUGGCCACACCAGUCCUGGUGCACCGUGCUAUCUUUGGCUCACUCGAGCGGUUCUUGGCUCUCCUAAUUGAGCACCAUGGUGACCAUUGGCCCUUCUGGCUAUCGCCUCGUCAAGCCAUUAUCUUGACCGUCAACCAGGAUGACGCAGUUGUGCGCCAAGCGCAGGAGGCAGCUGCAAAGUUCUCCGGAUUCCGCGCAUUGGUGAACGAUGGCAGUUCUGCGCCGCCACGUCCAUUGUCAUCAGUCGACUCUACUUUCUUGGUUGACGUCGACACCAGUGCGCAGAGUCUUGGCAAGAAGAUCCAGCGAGCCAAGCAGAUGAAGUAUAAUCUUAUCUUUGUCCUUGGUCCGCGUGAUGUUGCCAAUGGCGGCAUCACACUUGAUGUCAGUGGGCAGAUGCAGGGCAAGGCGGAUGUGGAAGGACAAGAAUUCCAAAUGCUGAUCCGCGAGCAACUCGGUGAAAAUGCAUUGCAGAACCCUCGGGCAGUGAAAUUACAGGUGGACAAAGUGCACCAGCUGCUGGUGCAGCUGGAGAGGAGCUUCUUAUGA